This is a messenger RNA of Hydra vulgaris (swiftwater hydra), 537 nucleotides long. RefSeq lists its product as uncharacterized. Gene Ontology annotation, biological process: retrotransposition. The record is from RefSeq and is a predicted model, not a curated record. Gene Ontology annotation, molecular function: single-stranded RNA binding. Gene Ontology annotation, cellular component: ribonucleoprotein complex. NCBI's taxonomy places the organism in Eukaryota, Metazoa, Cnidaria, Hydrozoa, Anthoathecata, Hydridae.
AUGAAUAUAUUAUAUGGUUAUUCUGGAGCAAAAAAUAGACAAAAUGUUUUUAUCAUUAUUAUACCUACUCACAACGAAAUUCAAAAUAACAACAUUGAACUCAAAAAAAUAAACAGCAAGCUAAGAGAAAUAGAAGAUAGAUCAAGAAGGAACAAUCUAAGAAUUGAAGGAGUUAAAGAAGAUGAUAAUCAAAGCUGGCUAGAAAGCGAAAUAAAAGUUAAAAAAAUAUUUGAUGAGUACUUGGGCAUAAAAGAUGUAAAAAUUGAAAGAGCGCAUAGAGCUGGUAAAGAAGAUAUAAAAAAGCACAGAACAAUUGUUGUGAAAUUAUUGGAUUUUAAAGAUAAAGAAGCAAUUUUAAGAAACUCUUCAGAAUUAAAAGGAAAGAAUAUUUUUAUCAAUAAAGACUUUUGCGCGGAGACAAAUCGAAUAAGAAAAGACUUGCGAGAGAAAAUGAAAAUUGAAAGACAAUCGGGAAAAUUUGCAUAUAUUUCCUACGACAAGCUUAUUGUACGCGAGUGGAAUACACAAAUAAAGUAG